Messenger RNA from Puntigrus tetrazona (Sumatra barb), 2423 nucleotides. It is a transcript of the gene rab33bb, whose product is annotated as ras-related protein Rab-33B. Gene Ontology annotation, cellular component: Golgi apparatus; endosome. Gene Ontology annotation, molecular function: GTPase activity; GTP binding. The record is from RefSeq and is a predicted model, not a curated record. NCBI's taxonomy places the organism in Eukaryota, Metazoa, Chordata, Actinopteri, Cypriniformes, Cyprinidae. The coding region runs from base 1048 to 1734 and encodes 228 amino acids. The transcript has 2 exons.
GGAGGGGGAGAAUGAAAUGCCCAUUUUACUUUUUUAACCUUGCUGGUGACUACUCUCUAACUGAAAACUAGUCAAACAUGCAUCCCAUUUUGAAAUACAGUGUCUGAAUGCAAACUUUGUGCAAUGGCGAGAGCAAAUCCCAUAGUCAACAAACCAAGCAAGAGAAGCGCACUCAAACCCAUCUUUCCCCUGUUUUAAAGAGUAAUUUAUAUGAAAAAUAAAAGCUUAAAAGGACGCGUGACUUGUUGUGCAAAAGAUCUGUUUUGAGUUGGUGUGAAAAGGCAGCUGAAUCAUUGAACGCGGUUUAGGGGAGAGACUGGGUGUGGACAGGAAGUGAUGUCACAAUAGGGAAACAGCAUGUGUAGAGGUUCCUCAUUGCAUAUCUUGGAGAUGGAAGAGGCUGUAUCUAACAAACGACAGUAAACUGUGAUCAAGAGCCUGUGAAGUUGACAUAAGAAAUUCUUUUUCCUCCUUUCUCCUUCAUUUUACCUCAUUCUACCACUCUGUUUGAUCCAAAUUGGUUACAGUGUUCAAAGAAAAGUUUGUUGUAUGAUAGAUUUUCUUUGUAAUAAAAAAAAUCAAACAGUGAGAGCACACAUUUGGCAGCAGUACAUGCACAUCAAUGUUUUUUCCCCUCUUAUAGAAAACUUUUGUUGGGUUUUUAAAAGCGUUGUAUAAGCAUAGUUUGCCUCACUUUUCCCAAUUUUACAUUAGAAACCGUUCUAGCAACCGAAGAGGGAUAUGAAAUAACUGUGGGCUGCUUUGGUUUCUGUCCAAGCUGGAUGCCUUCCCCUUUUUAAAAACUAUUUAUUAUAUGCACAAUUGCAUACAUGGAAUUUGUGCGUAAAAUAAAUGUAGUAUAAUUAUUUACCAAAAAAAUUAAAAUAAAAAAAGCUAACGUUUACUUUUAACUACCUGCUUUGACAUCUUACGAGGCCGGGCUUUGAUGAGUCCAGGUUUUUUCAUACUGAAGGGGAAGUUCUUGUAAUCAGUUGCCCUCAGUCAUGGGUAUGUGAGGAGUGCUCCGUUGCGCUCAGAUCUUUGUAAAUGGAUUCGUCUUUAGAGAGCUCCACUUCAUCUAACGGUGACCCGGUGCGCUGUCGUCGUACCUGUAAGAUCAUUGUGAUUGGAGAUGCCGGUGUCGGUAAAACUUGUCUUACUCAUCGCUUCUGCACCGGACAGUUUCCCAGCAGAACAGAGGCUACGAUCGGGGUGGAUUUUCGGGAGAAACUCAUUGAUUUAGAAGGCGAGAGAAUCAAAGUACAGCUGUGGGAUACGGCUGGUCAAGAGCGAUUUCGUAAAAGCAUGGUGCAGCACUACUAUCGCAAUGUGCACGGAAUUGUCUUCGUCUUCGAUGUCACCAACCCUGCUAGUUUCUGCAAUCUUCCCAUGUGGAUGGACGAAUGCCGUCAGCACUCUCUCGGUCUGGAUAUACCCCGUGCUCUCGUUUGUAACAAGGCCGAUCUGGUCACUUCAGCCACUGCUUCUGUGUUGUUCGAUCAGGCUCGACAUUUGGCUGAAGUCCACGGAAUGUCUUUUUAUAUUACUUCAGCCAAAGGUCGCAAGGGGGACCUUGUAGACAGCGUCUUUGUGACCCUGGCGCAGAGGCUGAAGAGCCAGAGAAGGGAGAGUGUGAAUGAAUUAGUGUUACAGUGCAGAUCUGAGAGCUUUAAUUUACCAGCAAAAGUCAUAACGGCGGAGGAGACCAAGAAGAAAUGGACCUGCAUCUGCUGACUGAUGAAUGAACGUGUGUUUGUUUCAGUAAAUAACAGUAUGAACUUUGAAAAUAACAGGUCGGUGAUCUUGUGGCAAAGUGUGGUUCAAUUGCCGCUUGGAUUUUUAUAGACAUCUCACACUCUUGGUUUGGUGGACAAGGUCAAGGCUACUUCAGACAACAUAAUCUGUACCUCUUAUAAUGAAACAAACAGCAAGGUGAGAUUUGAUUUAAUUUCCAGUUUCUUUGGGGGCUUUAAAACAGUUUAUCCUUGGUUGAUCUAUUUAGCAGUCAACAGCCUUCUUGUUGAGUAUAGUGACUUCUUGUCAAGAAUAAUGUUGGUCAUUAAAUGAGGUUGAAAGUUGCUCCAAAAUAACUUAAUGGGCAAGUUUAGAUGUCUAUUAAUUUGCUUUAUCCUGGAGUUAUGAGACUAAUGUGAAGCUUUUUUGAUGACAGCUAAAUCCUGUACCUGUGCUGCUCUUUGUGCUGAAUCAAGGCAAAAGUGACUAAUCACAUCCUCAGAGUAUAUUUUGGCAUUUUUGUUCUCGUUCUGUUCAAAAUAUUGCAUGAAUGGGAAUCAAUGCUUUUUUUAAAAUGCUUUAUUUUCUUAACUCUUGUGCUGCAUUGAAAAUCCUGUAUGUAAUUGGUGUUUCUGAUUGGUUUCUGUAAAAAAUAUAUAUAUAUAUUAAAAAAUUAUUUUAAAUUUUUA